This is a messenger RNA of Dromaius novaehollandiae (emu), 9372 nucleotides long. It is a transcript of the gene ZBED4, whose product is annotated as zinc finger BED-type containing 4. The coding region runs from base 4521 to 8012 and encodes 1163 amino acids. The record is from RefSeq and is a predicted model, not a curated record. Lineage: Eukaryota; Metazoa; Chordata; Aves; Casuariiformes; Dromaiidae. Gene Ontology annotation, molecular function: DNA binding; protein dimerization activity. The transcript has 3 exons.
GCGGGCGGCGGCUGCGGCGCCGCGGCGGCUGCGGCGCGCUCCCCGCCCCGGCGCCUCCGCGGAGGAGGGCGCAGCCGGACGCCCGCCUCGCAGCAGCCGCCACCGCGGCCGCACCACCAUCCCCCGCGCGUCGCGGCGCCGGGGGCAGCCAUUUUGCGGGCCGCGGCCCGGAUGACAUGUUCUGCGUCGUACGUGCCGCCGCGGCGCGGCGCCGCCCUCCACGCGCGGCGCCUGCGCACUGCGCCCAGUGGCGGCCGAGCCGGGGCAGCCUGAUCAGCGCCGCGGCGGCGGCGGCGGCUUGAGACAAAGCGCCCGGCUAAUGAAUGGGACGCUCCUGCCCGACCCUUCCUUUUAACUCCUUCGGGCCCGGCCCGCGGCCCUGGCAGCGGCGACCUCCGGCUUCCCCCGCGGCGGCCGGCCGGGGAGAUCUGCGCUGGGAUAGCUGCUGACAGCGGACACCAGUUGUACCGUAAUACAUGCUGUUGGAUUUUGAAGGGCAUCCUGUAUAUUCUGUAUACUUAAAGUUGUCUACUGCACGUGCAAUCUACUGAAAGUCUAAAAACAUUUAUUAAUGGGAUGAAAGCUAAGUAUCUGGAAGGCCUAUUUUGCAUUGGCGGUGCUUCUAAUUACUGCUAAGUGUAGCAAUGUUUUGCUUUAUAGAGUAGCAAAAAGUUGGCUCUCCCCCUUCUAUUCUGCCUGGUGCUUCUGUGUUUGAAGCAGUUGUGUCUCAUUUUGUUUGGGGGUUUUUGCAGAGUUUCAAUAAUUUGCCAUGAAUUGUCAUGCUACAACUAUAAGGCUGAGUAAAGAAAGGCUUUCCAGCCCCCAUAGCGUAAACAUACUUAUCCCGCUUUCCGUAUGUGUUGUUUUCCAGUAUGUGCUAUGGUGUGUUUGCAUGUGUUUUGCUUUUUAAGAGAGUGAACACGAUUAUUUUUUUCUUCUGAAGAUUACCUUCCAUAAUGCAACAUUUCACUUAAAAUUUAGACAUGCACCCUUAGGAGGAUGUUUGUGGAGUACGUAUUUGGGGAAAUGAAGUCUGGAAAACUUUAUCAUCUGUCACCAAGAUACCACACUGCCGCUAGAAAUCCUGUAUUUGUACAAGUUUUUUUGGGGGGGAGGGGAGGGGAUGGGCUUUUUAGUUAUUAUUCGCUAUGGAGUCUGUUUUGGGUGAGGAAAAAGAUCUUAUAGCCCUUCAUUGUAUAUGAAAAGCAGCAACUGUUCUUGUAUGGAUUCUUAGAAAUUUGAUUACUGUCUGGUUAUUCUGCUAGGGAUAAGAUUUGUGGGCAAAGUGUUGAAAGUUUCUUUAUGAUUGAAAAUCCAUCUACUCUGGGGCUUUCAGUAUUGCUAAUAUCUUCGUACUUUAACAGGUGUUGAGAGUAGGAAUUUAUUCUGCACAAGUUCCAUGGGGAAGACAAGUAUAAAAAUGGAUUGAGAAUAAGUCAAAUGAGCCUCAAAAAUGGCUAAACCGCAUCUCGGGGAAAAGUGUUUUCUAAUCAUUUCUACUUUUCAGUAAUAGAUGUCCAGCUCAUUUACUGCUACAAAGCAAAAUUGUGACAGAUAGAGCAUCCUCAAUUGUGAUGCAAAAGUCAAAGUAUACAGCUGAUGAGCUUAGAGUACUGCUUACUGUGUUUAUGUUACCUUGUCUCCUACUGCCUCCAUCUCUGUUUGGUUUGUCCAUCUAUUUAGGCUCAUUACAAACCAAGGCUACAAACUUUCUGAACAGGAAUUGUGUUGGCAAAACAGACAGUAUGAUGGGGUCCUAGAGCUUGGUUAGUGCCAAGCGGGUCUACUUUAAUACAAAUAAUACAUCAGUAAGGUUUAUAACAGGUCCUUUGGACAUCCAAGAAGACAAUUCAGUUUCACACACAUUUAUUUAAAAUUGUCUGUCUUGUUAUACACAAUAUACAAUAAAUGGGAUCCUCUGGUAAAAAAUUCUUAACAAGUAGGUAUUACAGAAGGAAGUCUUAGCAAAUCCUUAGUUUGUAGGGAAUAGUUGCUCUUUUAUGUGGCCUUUGACUCUAUUACAUCACUUUUUGUCUCCUUUUCCUUGGAACUUGUUUUUUUUCUCAUUUUCCACGACCUAAAGACAAAGUUUUGUAGCAAUUUCUUUGUGACUAAGAGGAAGUUUGGAUUAAGGAAUGCAGAUGCUUUGGGACGUUCCUCCCAACAUAUUGCUGCGUUUUACCACCAUUGACAGCCUGGAAGACUGUAUGUAAGGGGUCUCUGUAAAUUCUGUCUUUUGAGGCCUUGUUUUAAUCUAUAGGAGUUCUCAUGUCCAAAAUGAGCAUAUUGUGUUUGCCAUGGUAAUGUACAAUUAAAACUGUUUAAUGCAAAAAGCUGUGAUUAUACGUGUAUAUUUGGUUAGAUUUAGGUAGAAGGCAUUAUUACAGAUAGUAUAGUUGGAAAUUUUGCACAAUGUAGACCGUAAUGUUUAAUUCCUCCUCAUGUUUGACUUUUUUCUUAAAUAAGGGUAGCUUAAGUAUUUUAUUAGUAUUGACAGAAAUAAAUGUAAUUUGUGUAAUGUUGUCUGUUCUAGCUGUAUACUUUUAAAACAUGCUUCAAAAAGGUGUUCUCUUGCAUAGCAAAUACGCAUUUUCUGUGCAACUUCGGCUGUUUAUUUUGCAUUUGCUACUGGCAUCAUUACUAUCUGUCGCCAAUUCACAGCCAUGGGAUUGUUUAAUUUCAGCUGCUUAGUGAAAAAAUGGAGCAAUUCCUGUGGCCUAAAGAUGGCUUUUAAGUGAAAUCUAGAGUUUAAAGUUUUAGAAAUAACACAGAAGAAGUAAGAGCAACUAACACAUUUUUCAGUUUUAUCUCAAACUAGAGAAACUUCUGUCCUGAACAAUACAUAAUUUACAUACUCUCUUGUUUCUUUCCUCUCUGAUGAAGCACAGCAUAACAUGAUGGCCUGCUAAAAUAACAGCAGGGAAACACCUUGAUUUUUAAGGUCUUAUUUUUGUUCAAGUUUAGUAACCCAGAACAAGCUGUGACUUUUUGAUAUUGAACAACAUAUUGGAAAGAAAAGUAUCAGUCUUUGAUAUCAACAGUGUAAUAUUGUUUUCAGUGGAUGUUGACAUAAGAAAUACUAUGGUAUUACCAUCAUUUUUAUUUAAAUUAGCAACUUGUGUGCACUGUUUAGCUGUUACAGCACACUUGCCUCCCUUCCAUCUCUCUCUGCUUUCCCCUCCCACUCUGCUUUACAGUGACAUGCAGGGUUGAACAAUCAUUCAUGGUUUAAGUAGGGUACUAGUUCAUCUAGUUCAUUAUGAUAGCUGUCCACAAGCUUUUUUUUUUUUUCUUCUUAAGUCAGCUUUGCUUAAAAAAAAAUGCUAGUUUGCGUUCUCUACUGCCACGCAGAUAUAUUUUUUCCAUUGGUAUGGUAAAAGUCAUUUUGAGUGCUGUGAGUUGCUCUGAUUUUCUGUACAUUUAAUACAAAAGCUAGCUCUGGCUUUCUGUAAUCAAUAAAUUGAAACUUAUAUCUGAAAAUAGGCUUGUUUUAACAGCUGUGACAUUUUAGUAAGUCUCUGGUGAGUCUUUACAAAACGUAUGGAAAAAAGGUGUUUAGAAUUAAUACUGUGCUAAUAUUUUCUCAUAUACGACAGCAAUCUAAGAAUAUGUACCAGAUAUGUUCAUUUCAUUAGCACUUUAAUAAUUAUGCUGCUUACCUGUUGCUAUAGUUCUGUAUGCUAUUUUCUGAACUAGUCUUUAUCUCUAAAGAAAGUAAGCUCAGAUCCAGCUGAAAAGACUUUUUCUUUGUUAUUCUUUUCACUAAAAGAAGCAAUCAAGAAAAUCCAAACAUUACUUUGAAUUGAAUUAAAUAUUUGGCUCAGCUUUCAACUAUUUUUCUAGUCAUCUUUUACAAAUGAAAGAAUGGGAAUGCAAGAGAUUUUUAUUGUUGUCUUCAUCGUUCCUGAUGUUCCUAAAUAAACAUGUUACUUGUGUCCCUUUCUUGCCCAUAGUCUGAUGGCUCUGGCACUUGCAAGGAAUGCGGGAGAGCCAGGUUCAGGUCCCUUCUUCACCUGAGGAGCUGAAUUCACAUCUCCAGAGAGCUCCCUAACUGCUCCUGCUGAGUAUUCUGAAUUGGAUGGUAUAAAAGAAUCACAGUUGCCCAAUCAAGAUGAACAGAAUGGCUUCCUUGACCAAGAAACCAGAACAUUCAGUUUUUAGGGUUAUGUCUACAACAUGAAGCAUUUAACAGUAGCUGUCUUUGAGAACAUUCAUCUAUGACCUGAAAUGUCCUGAUCCUGGGGAAAAAAUUGUGAUUCCAUUAAUUAAGUCUAUAAUUUUUAAUGCAUUUUUACAACUAAUUCAAUCAUAUUUGCUUAUGCACAACACAGACACAGAAUUCAUAGACCAGAGAUUAUUUUAACAAAUAAACACAUUUGUGUUUGUGCAUUCAGUAUUCAAGAUACAUCAUUUAAAUCAAUUUUAAAUAAUCUUUUAAAUCAUCUAUAUUUAUUAAUAAAUGACUAUUUGGCAAAAAGAAUUUGUCAGCUAUUGAAAAGAGUAAAGCAAGUUCCCCCAGAAUGGACAAUAAUUUUGUUUUGGGUAAAAUCAACAAUUUAAAAGUAGAGCACGCACAAGACAGCAUUAACUGUACUCUAGAAAGAAUGGAUAUAAAGACAGAACAAGAUGAUUUCAAACAUGCAGACAGCAGCGAUGAACAAGAAGACAGAGAAAAGAACUUCAUUACCAACAACCCUGGCAAAUUUUUAUCUACAGAAAAUGAAGAUGAUUAUGGUUCUCUUUUUUCACAGUAUAGUAGUACGCUGUAUGAUGUAGCAAUGGAAGCUGUGACACAAAGUCUUCUUUCUAGCAGAAAUAUAAGCUCCAGAAAAAAAUCACCUGCUUGGAACCAUUUUUUUAUAUCUCCAAGAGAUAGCACUAAAGCAAUAUGUAUGUACUGUAUGAAAGAAUUUAGCAGGGGUAAAAAUGAAAAGGACUUAAGUACGAGUUGUCUCAUGAGACAUGUGAGGAGAGCCCAUCCUACUGUACUAAUUCAAGAAAAUGGAAGUAUGCCAGGUAUAUCCUCCUAUUCUUCACCUACAUUGUUACUUCCUCCUCAGUCUGCAGAUGUUGGAGAUCUAAGUACUAUGCUAUCCCCUAUAAAACUGGUCAAGAAAAUGGCAUCUAAAAUACCAUCUCCAGAUCGAAUAAUCGAGGAAUCUGUUUCUAUUGUUUCUUCUGAAGAAAUAUCAGAUCUCUCAGUUUCUGAAAAGUGCAGCAAAGAAGAAAUAAUGGUUGGGUCAUCUCCACAGCUACCCAACAACCAGUAUGAUGAAACUGUGGAAAACGUAGCAGAAAAAACUGUUGUAAUUCCAAAGAGUACAUCAGGUUCCAGAAGGAGAUCUGCUGUCUGGAAACACUUUUAUUUGUCACCUCUAGAUAAUUCUAAAGCUGUUUGCAUCCACUGCAUGAAUGAAUUCAGUAGAGGAAAGAAUGGAAAAGACCUGGGAACAAGCUGUUUGAUAAGACACAUGUGGAGAGCCCAUCGUUCCAUUGUCCUGCAAGAGAAUGGAGGUGGUACCAGUAUACCACCUCUCUAUACUGCACCUCCAACCCUGUUGCCUUCUUUACUGCCCUCUGAUAGUGAUCUGAAUUCUAUGUCAUCCUCUCCUGGAAAACUAAUGAAAGAAUCAACUUCUGUUUCUUCUUCUCCAGACAGACUGACUGAGGAGAUCCACACUACACUCUCUUCUGGAGAUGUUCUAGUGGAAGACUCAUCAAUGCUGUCAUCUUCUGAUGAUAUAGGUGAAGUCUCCUUUGUUUCUUCACCUGAGAAGCAGUGUGAGGGAUUAGGUCCACUAAUAUUUGAACCUGCUGCUGUAUUUCAGCAAAAUAAAAGGAUUAUGAAGAGGCUUAAAUCAGAAGUUUGGCAUCACUUUUCACUAUCACCUGCAGACAGUCUAAAAGCAGUAUGUAGAUACUGCAGCUGUAUGAUAAGUCGUGGUAAAAAAGGAGAUGUGGGCACAAGCUGCUUGAUGAGACAUCUAUAUAGACGCCAUCCUGAUGUAAUUGGAAACCAAAAGAGCUUUAUUGAUGUUAGUUUGGCAAAUUCUCCUUAUGCCACCUUGGCUUCUGCAGAAUGUUCAUCCUCAAAGUUGACAGACUUGCCUACAAUGGUUACCCAUGAUAAUCAAAUUAUAUUUCCUGUUAAUAGCAAGAAGACCUCAAAACUGUGGAAUCACUUUUCAAUUUGUUCCGCAGAUUCAACAAAAGUAAUAUGUAUGCACUGUGGACGUACAAUAAGUAGGGGGAAAAAGCCAACAAAUCUGGGCACAAGUUGCCUUUUAAGACAUUUGCAGCGGUUUCAUAGCAAUGUAUUGAAAACUGAUGUCUCGGAGACAGUAUUAUCCUCAUCUACGGAUAAUCACAUGCCACUGAGCACAGAAUUAUUAGGAUCUUCAACUUUUGAUGAAACCAAUGACAAGUUUUGUGACUCUCACCCAGUUGCCAAAAAAAUCACAAGUCUUGUAGCUGAAAUGAUUGCACUUGACCUUCAGCCAUAUUCUUUUGUAGACAACAUUGGCUUUAACAGGCUUCUUGAAUACUUGCAACCUCAGUAUUCUUUACCUUCUCCAUCUUACUUUUCUAGGACAGCAAUUCCAGAUAUGUAUGAUAAUGUAAAACAAAUAAUUAUUUCACAUCUUAAGGAAGCUGAAAGUGGAGUGAUCCAUUUUACAUCUGGAAUAUGGAUGAGCAACCAAACACGAGAAUACCUAACCCUUACAGCUCAUUGGGUAACAUUUGAAUCCUCAUUUCGACCACAGUGUGAGGAUUACCAUUGUUCAGCACUAUUAAAUGUAUCACAGAUUGAUUGUGACUACAAUGGAAUCAGCAUACAAAAGCAGUUAGAGUACUGGUGGGAAACGUGGAUUACUUCCAUUGGCCUUCAGAUUGGGAUUACUGUUACUGAUAAUCAGAGUAUAGAAAAAACCUUAAAUGAAGGUGAUCAUUCAAGUGUGCAGUGUUUUAGUCACACGGUUAAUAUCAUAGUAAAUGAGGCUAUUAAAAGCCAGAGAAUGGUUCAGAAUUUGCUUAGCAUUGCAAGAAAGAUCUGUGAACGCGUUCAUCGGUCAGCAAAAGCAAAAGAGAAGUUAGCUGAGCUGCAAAAAGAGUAUGAGUUGCCUCAGCAUCAGCUUAUUCAAGAUGUUCCAUCAAAAUGGAAUACAUCAUUUCAUAUGCUUGAACGUCUUAUUGAACAGAAGAGAGCAAUUGAUGAAAUGUCAAUAGAGUGCAGCUUUAGGGAGCUAAUAAGUUGUGACCAGUGGGAAGUUAUGCAGUCAGUGUGUCAUGCUCUCAAACCUUUUGAAGCAGCAAGUAGGGAAAUGAGUACACACAUGUCUACCUUAAGCCAGGUGAUUCCAAUGAUUCACAUACUUAACAGGAAAAUAGAAAUGUUGUUUGAGGAAACAAUGGGCAUAGAUACCAUGCUGAAAUCUUUGAAAGAAGCUAUGGUGAGUAGGUUGUCCUCCACACUUCAUGAUCCAAGGUACAUUUUUGCUACACUUCUGGAUCCCCGCUAUAAAACAUCCCUAUUUACAGAAGAGGAGGCUGAACAAUAUAAACAAGACUUAAUCAGGGAGCUGGAAAUAAUGAGUUCUACCUCAGAUGAUGAUAAACCUGUUUCCAAUGGAUGUGAUAUAGGUUCACCAUCUACAAAUUCAUAUGGGGAAGAUAAUCUUUGGUCACUCAUGGGUGACAUGAAGAAAACAAAAGACCUGAAAGAGAGGGCAAAGUUACCAGAGGAAAUGGUGCUUUCUUACUUGGAGGAAGAAGUGCUUGAGCAUAACUGUGAUCCUUUAACUUACUGGAACUUUAAGAAGUCAUCAUGGCCAGUACUGUCAAAAUUGGCUGUCAGGUUCUUAGGUUGUCCACCAAGCAUUGUUCCUUCAGAGAGAUUGUUCAAUACAUCCAAUGAAAGCAACAGCUUUAGUCAGUCAAGGCUAAUGGUUGAACACUUUGAAAAGCUUAUCUUUUUGAAAGUGAAUCUUCCUUUAAUAUACUUCCAGUAUUGAAACUAAUGAACAAACUGCUAGACUGAAUCUAUUGUUGCUCACUGGAUAUUAACUAUCUAUAACCUGGAUUGUUAAAUUGCUCCAAUAGGGGCCAUGUAUGACAUCUAAUCAGUGACUAUAAUUCCAAAUUUUAGUUUCCUUUUUUCAGCUUUCAAUAUGUCUACAUGUGCCUUAUUCAUAGUACUUCAGGCCAGAUAUUGUAUAUAUGUUUUUUAAAAGUUCACACUAGAGAUAGCCUGUCUUGUCAAUUAUACAAAAUUAUGUAGGUUUUAAUCCAUAAUUGUAAAUGAACUUUAAAAAAGCUCAGUCAUUUGUUUUAAUAGAAUGGCAAAAAAAGAUGUAAACAGUUCUAUUCUGUAGUUUUUUAUUCAAUUAUUAUGUAAAAACCAUAAACCAGGUACUGUAUUUUAGUUGAACAUUGCUUUAAUUGCAACAAAACAGCUUUUGUAGAUGUCAAGAGAAAGCUGUAUAUAAAAGAUGGGGUUAAAGCCAUCUUUUUAUCUUGUGGUGUUUUCUUAACUGCAAGCCCUAAAGUACUUAAAGAAUUAAGAAUUAUUGAGGAAGAUGUGUUUACAGGAGACUAUUGACUUAGUAUCUGAAAAUAAAAUUGAGAUGAUAUGGAAUGACACAGGAAUCAGUAGUAAAACUUCCCAUUCUGGGUUCUCCUGUUCAGGUUUUACAUUGUAACUGAACUACAGAAAUAUUCUGGGUAUUUAUAAAAGCUCUUUGGAAGUUUUAUCAAAGUUUGUGAAUUAAUGCUUGUUAUUUAAUGCCAUGUACAAAAAAAAAAAAAAGGGCAAGAAAUUUACAGUGAACACUCUAAUGUCAUUCUAAAGCCUUUUCUAAUCUUUAGUGCAUCAAAAUUAUAAGGUUCCCUAUUGUAAAAAUUGAACCCUUAUUCCUAAUGUAACUUCAAUUGUCUAGAACAACCUGUCUUAAAGUUCCUAGUACAAAAAUAACUGAUCUUCUGAUUUUCAGGAAUAGCCUUAUGGAUAUGGUGCACUACUUAGAAUUUUGUGUAGUAGGGUUGAUUCAUAACUGUCAGUGUCCAGCAGGCAAAUAGGAUAUCAUAGCACCCUCAAAACUUCAAGUAAGGAGGAAAAAAAAUAGCCAGCAUUUUAAUUUGAAAGGAAUGUUCUCCAUGGUUUUUUAACUUUAGAAAGAUUAAUUCUCAUUUCAGUUUUCAUUAAAUACUUUUUGGGAAACAAGUCAUCAUUUGCCUAUGACCUUUUAGAAAAGUUGUAGCUUUGUUAAAAUACUGUACCUAUGCCUAAUCUAAUUUUGCAUUUACUAUGUUUUAGUGUAUUUAUAAAUGGUGAACUCAGUUUCUGAAAUUAAACAUUUUAUUUGCAAUUUUCUA